This is a messenger RNA of Lutra lutra (Eurasian river otter), 460 nucleotides long. RefSeq names its product ubiquitin-like. The transcript has a single exon. Gene Ontology annotation, cellular component: nucleus; cytoplasm. Lineage: Eukaryota; Metazoa; Chordata; Mammalia; Carnivora; Mustelidae. Gene Ontology annotation, molecular function: ubiquitin protein ligase binding; protein tag activity. The annotation marks the transcript as partial. Gene Ontology annotation, biological process: protein ubiquitination; modification-dependent protein catabolic process. The record is from RefSeq and is a predicted model, not a curated record.
UCUGAUUACAACAUCCAGAAAGAGUCCACUCUGCACCUGGUCCUGCGCCUGAGAGGUGGCGUGCAGAUCUUCGUGAAGACCCUGACCGGCAAGACCAUCACCCUGGAGGUGGAGCCUAGUGACACCAUCGAAAAUGUAAAGGCCAAGAUCCAAGAUAAAGAGGGCAUCCCCCCUGACCAGCAGAGGCUUAUCUUUGCCGGCAAGCAGCUAGAAGAUGGCCGCACUCUUUCUGAUUACAACAUCCAGAAAGAGUCAACUCUCCACCUGGUUCUCCCUCUGAGGAGUGGCUGUUAAUUCUUCAGUUUUGAAUUUGUAGUGCCCAAUGAUGGCAUUGCUCUGCACUAUAGCCAUUUUGCCCCAAUUUAAGUUUAGAAAUUACCAGUUUCAGUAAUAACUGAGUCACUGGUUUUCUCAAUAGCUGUUCAAAAUAUUAAUAAAAGUUUUGUUGCAUGGUAAAAAA